Fonsecaea nubica is the source of this 2724-nucleotide messenger RNA. RefSeq lists its product as hypothetical. The transcript has 4 exons. Lineage: Eukaryota; Fungi; Ascomycota; Eurotiomycetes; Chaetothyriales; Herpotrichiellaceae. The record is from RefSeq and is a predicted model, not a curated record. Gene Ontology annotation, molecular function: oxidoreductase activity. Bases 1 to 2724 code for a protein of 907 amino acids.
AUGGCUUCACAUUUGCGGUACGAUAACCAAGUCGCCAUCGUCACCGGCGCCGGCAACGGCUUGGGAAAGCAAUAUGCCAAAUUCCUUGCCGCACGCGGCGCAAAGGUCGUGGUCAACGAUCUAGGUGGGACUUUCAAUGGCAACGAUGCUGGUGGCAGAGGCGAUUCCAAGGUCGCGGACGUUGUGGUCAAGGAGAUCAGGGAUGCUGGUGGUGUUGCUGUGGCCAACUAUGAUACCGUCCAGAACGGCGACAGAAUCGUCAAGACUGCAAUCGAUGCGUUCGGGAGAGUCGACAUCCUCAUCAACAACGCCGGGAUCCUGCGCGAUAUCACCCUUAGAAAUAUGAAGCUCGAAGACUGGGAUCGCAUUGUCGAUGUCCACGUCCAUGGCGCUUUCAAAACAGCACGAGCGGCGUGGCCUUACAUGCGGAAGCAGAAGUACGGUCGAAUCAUCAACACAUCAUCGUCAUCUGGUCUUUUCGGGAACUUCGGACAGAGCAAUUAUGCGGCAGCAAAGAUGGCCCUAGUCGGCUUCAGCGAGACAUUGGCCAAAGAAGGAGCGAAAUACAACAUCACGUGCAAUGUACUUGCUCCCGGCGCAGCUAGUAGACUAACGCAGACGGUCUGGACGCAAGACAUGAUGGAUGUCAUGAGACCCGAUUGGGUCGUCCCACUCGUGGGCGUCCUGGUCAAUGAGAAGUGUCACGAGAGUGGAAGCAUCUUUGAGGCUGCAGCGGGUCAUUACAGCAAAAUCCGGUGGGAGCGCAGCAAAGGAUUUCUCGCACGCCCCGAAGAAUUGACCGCCGAUCUAGUGCUUGAAAACUGGGGGAAAGUGGUAAACUGGGCUGGCGCCGAGCAUCCAAACGAAUCUGCCAAUGUCUUACAAUUCCUCGACGAGGCCAAAAAAUUGCCGAAGACCAGCGCGCAAGCCGGCAACCGGGUGAAUUUUUCAGGCAGAGUCGUCUUGGUAACUGGUGCUGGUGCCGGACUGGGCAGAGCAUACAGCCUUCAUUUCGCUCAACUCGGUGCAAAGGUUGCAGUCAACGAUGUCAAGAAUGCCGAGAAGGUCGCCAAUGAGAUCAAGGCUCGCGGAGGCGAAGCAAUCGCCAUAGCAUUGUCCGUCGAGGAUGGAGCAUCCAUUGUGAAGAAAGUGGUGGAUACCUAUGGCCGCAUUGAUGUCGUGGUCAACAAUGCCGGUAUCCUGGGAGACAAGGCUUUCGCUAAUAUGACAGACGAGCAAUGGUAUUCAGUCAUGAAUAUUCACAUGAAGGGAACAUACCUCGUUACCAGAGCAGCAUUUCCCAUUAUGCUCAAGCAGAAGUAUGGACGUAUCGUCAACAUCACCAGCACGAGCGGCGUCUAUGGAAACUUUGGACAGGCCAAUUAUGCCGCUGCGAAAUGUGGCAUAGUCGGCUUUACGAAGACCAUCGCUCGAGAAGGCGCCAAAUAUAACAUCGUGGUCAACUCACUCGCUCCAACAGCAGGGACGAAUAUGACUCGCACCGUCUGGCCCGAGAAGGUUGUCGAAGCCGUCAGACCUGAAUACGUCGCGCCUGUUGUUGCUGCACUUUGCAGCGAGAAACCUCCGGCGACUGGACAGCUCGUUGAAUCUGGCGGCGGGUGGGUCGCAGUCACUCGCUGGCAGAGAGCUAGGGGCGUUGAUUUUGACAUUGAAAAAGGAGUCCCGAGCGUGGAACAGCUUGCGGAGGCAUUCCCGGAGAUCUGCAACUUUGACAAUGGGAAAGCAGACAAUCCGGAAGAUCCACAAGACGGCAACAAGUACUCCAUGGGCAACGUGAUGAAGGUCCCCAAGUUUGCCGAAGCCUUGUCGCCAGGAAAGAGCGCCAACCGCAAAUAUAUCGCCAAAAUCAACGAAGCCAUAUCUAUGAAGCCUAUCAAAUCAACCUACACCUAUGAUGAUCGAGAAGUCAUUUUGUACAACCUCUCCAUGGGCGCGCACCGAACUGACCUCGACCUUGUGUAUGAGGGCUCUCCGAACUUCCAGGUGCUUCCUACCUUUGGCAUUGUUCCGACGUAUUCCUCGACCACGCCCUGGCAGGUGAAGGACAUCGUCCCCAACUACGACCAACGCAUGCUUCUUCACGGAGAGCAAUACUUGGAGAUCAAACAGUUCCCCAUCCCAACAUCGGGCACGCUGACGACGGAAGCACAUCUGGUAGAGGUUGUGGACAAAGGAAAUGCCGCCCUUGUCAGAAGGGGUGCCACCACGGUUGACAGCGCAGGCAGACCCGUCUUCUACAACGAAAGUGUAUCAUUUAUCCGGGGGGCAGGCAACUUUGGUGGUCAGCGCAAACCUUCUGAUCGCGGCGCCGCCACGGCCUUGAAUGCCGCACCAUCUCGUACGCCGGACAAGGUCGCUGAGGAAAAGACGUCGGAAGAUCUUGCAGCAAUUUAUCGGCUCUUGGGCGACCGAAACCCGCUCCAUAUCGAUCCGAAAUUCUCCGCCGUCGGUGGAUUCAAAGAUCCCAUUCUCCAUGGCCUUGCGACGUUCGGAAUUACAGGGAAGCACGUAUUCCAGGCGUACGGACCAUUCAAGAACAUCAAGGUCAGAUUCAGCGGCACGGUCUUGCCAGGACAGACCAUUGUGACGGAAAUGUGGAAGGAGGGAGGAAAGAUUGUGUACCAGGCGAAAGUCAAGGAGACGGGCAAAUCUUGCAUCAGCAACGCCGCGGUAGAAUUGUUGCAGGGCGGUUCAAAAUUGUGA